AUGAUUAGUUUCCGAAUAAUAAGUAAUUACGGUAAAGUUUUAAUUCCUGCUUUUUCGUCACAGUUGCAGCUGAAACUGAACAUGUCAUUUCAAAUCCUGUUCAACUCUUUCUCAGAACUCACUAAUGACCAAAUAGUCCCACCAUCUCAACAGUCUGAAAGUACUCGCAAGUGUGGACUCAAUACAACUUGGACAUCCCGAAAUGGUAUGAGCGCGGGGAGUUCAGAUCUCAUGGACAGCAUAGACAAGCACCACACGAAAGCUAUUAGCAGCUUACUUCACAAAAGUCAGACUAAAUUCAACCUCUACAUCUUCGACGUGCAAAGGAGUUUUUGGGGGCAGCAUGGCACUUGGAGCCGGAAGCGUGGGUUCGAAUCCGACCAUGAGCUGUUCCACCCGCCCACUCAGAACUUCAAGAAGAUCAGAGUUGUCACUGUCGUGGAGUCUCCCUUUGUGGAGGUGGACUCUGACGAGAGUGGCCAACUGGUGUUCAGUGGAUUCUGUGUGGAUCUGCUGGACGAAGUGUCCAAACAGUUGAACUUCCAGUACAUCAUGUACAAUGCCUCCGAGUACGGCAGACUGGACGGACACUCGUGGGUGGGGGCUGUCGGAGAAGUCGCCUACAAGCGUGCGGACAUAGCAGUGAGUGGGAUGUUGAUCACCAGUCAGCGGGAGGAGGCGGUGGACUUCAGCACCAGAUUCAUGGACUACGGGGUCGGCAUCCUCAUCCGCAAGACCACCCCCUCCCAGACUGUGUUCGGGUUCCUGCAACCCCUCAACCCACAAGUGUGGACAUGUGUGGCCAGCACAAUCUUCAUUGCUGGUGGUGUGAUGUUCCUGGUGACUAGAAUCAGUCCCAACACCAGAGGGAGACACUAUAAUAGACAUGGCCAUAGUCAUGGACAUGGACAUAGUAUGCAGGAUAGAUAUGUGGACCCCCUCAGUGACUACUCCCAAUUCACCUUCCGCAACUCCAUCUGGUUCACCAUGACAUCCAUCAUGCAACAGGGAGGCGAUCUGCACCCGAAGAGUGGAGCUGCACGCAUCAUGGGCUGUUUCUGGUGGUUCUUCACCCUCAUCAUCACAGCCACCUACACAGCCAACUUGGCCGCCUUCCUCACUGUGAACAGAAUGGAGACCCCCAUAGACUCCCUGCAGAGUCUGGUGGCCCAGAAUAACGUCAAAUACGGAACUGUCAGACACUCUCCCAUACAUCUGGACUUCAAGAACCAGUCUGAGAUGAAUGCUCUCUAUGAGCGGAUAGCGAACUACUUGGACCACCAGCACAGCAACAAGGACUCUAUCCUUGUGGAUGAUGCCGAGGAGGGGUACAGGAGGGUGAGAGAGGGGGGAUACGCGUUCAUGUGGGACAACCCCAUUCUACAGUGGAUGAAGAGGAGGGGUACAGGAGGUUGA
Messenger RNA from Symsagittifera roscoffensis, 1416 nucleotides. Its product is annotated as glutamate receptor ionotropic, delta-2-like. Gene Ontology annotation, molecular function: glutamate receptor activity; transmitter-gated monoatomic ion channel activity involved in regulation of postsynaptic membrane potential. Gene Ontology annotation, cellular component: plasma membrane; postsynaptic density membrane. The transcript is spliced from 10 exons. The record is from RefSeq and is a predicted model, not a curated record. The coding region runs from base 1 to 1416 and encodes 471 amino acids. Lineage: Eukaryota; Metazoa; Xenacoelomorpha; Acoela; Convolutidae. Gene Ontology annotation, biological process: modulation of chemical synaptic transmission; synaptic transmission, glutamatergic.